This is a messenger RNA of Globicephala melas (long-finned pilot whale), 8979 nucleotides long. RefSeq names its product glucocorticoid modulatory element binding protein 1 (gene GMEB1). NCBI's taxonomy places the organism in Eukaryota, Metazoa, Chordata, Mammalia, Artiodactyla, Delphinidae. Gene Ontology annotation, cellular component: nucleus. Gene Ontology annotation, biological process: regulation of transcription by RNA polymerase II. The record is from RefSeq and is a predicted model, not a curated record. Gene Ontology annotation, molecular function: RNA polymerase II cis-regulatory region sequence-specific DNA binding.
CAGAUGGAGAGUGGGGGUUGGUUAAAAGAGAUAUAUAGGUGAUAGAAUGGAUAGGAUUUGGUGGUUGGUUGGAUUUAGAAAGAGAAGAAAGAGGAGUCAAAAAUAGCUCCUUAGUUUCUGGCUUGAGAAAAUGGGUGGAGGGUAGCACCAUUUAUUGAGGCAGGAAACAUAGGAGCAGGUUUGAGAGGGAACAGGCUUUCAGUUUAAGGUGCCUACAAGAUAUUUUAAGAGGCUUUUAGAUAUAGGAGGUGUUGAAUCCAGGAAAAAAGUUUGAAUGUGAGAAUCAUAAAGGACAGAAGUCUAAGUCAUAUAUGAGGAAUUUUAACUAGGUCAAACACAAACAAAAAUUGAUUGAACCAAUGUAUGUCACUGCCUAUGAUGAGCAAGGCUGUGGGAGACAAGAUUUUUAUUUUUAAUUAAAAAAAAUUUUUGGCUGUGCCACUGCAUGAAAGAGGCAAGAUUUUUAGAUAAGCAGCACCUGUCCUCACAGAGAGUAUAGUGUAGUCAUGGAGGUAGAUGUCUAUUCAGUUAACUGCAGUGCAAGGCACAGUGUGAUAAACACUAGAGGAGAGCUGCAAGCAAGUAUUGGGGGACCUCAGAAAAGAAAGUGGUUUGGCAGUGGCUUUGUGGAGGAGUGAGCUUUGAGCUGGACCUUGAAGGGAGAAGGAGAUGUGGUAGAAAGGAGUUUUGGGCUUAUGGAAUAACAAAGGUAGAGAAACCUGAAGGUACAUAUUACAUGUUCAGAAAUCUGUGGGAGGUUGGUGUGGCUGGAUCUUAAGAUUCUUGGGAUACUGUAGUUGCAGAUGAAACUGGGAAAAUUUGGGGGCCAAAUGAGGGAGAUUUUGAGUGCCAUGUUAAAUGUGUGUAUUAUAGGCAAACAAUUGCUGUGGCAGAGCUGAAAUGUGGAUUCGGUCAUCUGAGUACUAGUUACAUGUUCACACUUGCAUCCAUUGUCUGUCUAAACACAGUUCAGCACAGUCCUAAUCAUCUUCAAGUACUCACAUAUCUAAGUAAAUGGAGUGUUCUUAUCCAUAUUCUCUUAAGUGACUCUUUUCAGCUGUGAAGACUAACAGCUGCAGAAUAACUUGGGGCCCUCUGAGUUUUCAUUAAGAUUGAGAUAAUGCUUUGAGUUACUUUAGAGUCAAGGAGUUUGUGGUACUGGACAGUGGUUUCCCUAACAGCUCCGCAGGGGAGAUGUCAGGCAAGGCCCUAUCUCCAUUCAAUAUGAGGCAAAGAGGUAUUAAGACGUUCCUGGAGGUCAUACAGUUGGAUUCAGCAUCUAUUAAAAAACCACACGAUGCGAACCAUCUUUCUUUUUCCCAUACAACUUAGUUUAGUUAGCAGAUACUUAUUAGUAUCUGCUUAUUAGUAUCUACUCACAAAGGACAGAGCACUUGAUGAGGUAUAAAGGCUGGUUGCAAAGAAAACAGAUGAUUCUUACUUCCUAGGAGCUUAGUUUGGGAUGGAACUAGUGGUGUGCUGUAAACCAGCUCUCUAGAAGAAAAAAUACCCUGAUUUGUAAUGUUUGUCAAUUUCUGUGGUGUAUAUUCUCCCAGCAACUGAUUUCAAGCUACCAACUUGAUGUCACUAAACUUGGAGUUGGGAAGAGAUGUGCACAGUUGGUUCUCAGGAGCUGGUAGAGCUGGCUCCAGCACACCACGGGGUGAAUCACACAUACUAAGAAAAACUAUAAUAACAAGUGAGUACUAAGGCAUUUCUGGAAAGAUCAGAGCCUAUGUCAGCCCCUUCUCACAGUUCCCAUCUUUUUCAGAGGACCAUGAUCUGCAGGAUGCCCUGGGAAUUAAUAGUUAUUAUCUUGGUGUUCCUUUCCUAUGGUUGCCAUCUUUUCAAACCAGACAAAGUUACUGGUGCUUCUUGUUUCUGACAGCAGCUCCAGCUAUCUGACUUCAUGUGAAAGAUGGCUAAUGCGGAAGUGAGUGUCCCAGUGGGGGAUGUGGUUGUGGUACCCACUGAAGGAAAUGAAGGGGAGAACGCUGAAGAUACCAAAACCCAAGUGAUCUUGCAGUUACAGCCUGUGCAACAAGGUUUGUUUAUCGAUGGACACUUUUACAACAGGAUUUAUGAAGCCGGAUCCGAGAACAACACGGCAGUUGUGGCAGUAGAAACUCACACGAUACACAAAAUUGAAGAAGGGAUUGAUGCAAGCACUAUAGAAGCAAAUGAGGAUAUGGAAAUUGCUUACCCCAUAACUUGUGGGGAGAGCAAAGCCAUUCUCCUUUGGAAGAAGUUUGUAUGCCCAGGAAUAAAUGUAAAGUGUGUCAAGUUUAAUGAUCAGUUGAUCAGCCCCAAGCAUUUUGUUCAUCUGGCUGGCAAGUCCACCCUGAAGGACUGGAAGAGAGCUAUUCGUCUGGGUGGAAUCAUGCUCAGGAAAAUGAUGGACUCCGGACAGAUUGAUUUUUACCAACAUGACAAGGUUUGCUCCAAUACCUGCAGAAGCACCAAAUUUGAUCUUCUGAUCAGCAGUGCAAGAGCUCCAGUGCCAGGACAGCAGACAAGUGUGGUGCAGACACCCACUUCGGCCGAUGGUAGCAUCACACAGAUUGCCAUCUCAGAAGAGAGCAUGGAAGAGGCAGGGCUGGAAUGGAACUCGGCUCUCACUGCUGCUGUCAGCAUGGCCACAGAGGAGGGCAUGAAGAAAGACUCAGAGGAAAUUUCAGAGGACACUUUGAUGUUCUGGAAAGGAAUAGCUGAUGUAGGACUGAUGGAAGAGGUUGUCUGCAAUAUACAGAAGGAAAUAGAGGAGCUACUCAGGGGAGUUCAGCAGCGGCUUAUCCAGGCUCCCUUCCAGGUCACAGAUGCUGCUGUUCUCAACAAUGUAGCACAUACAUUUGGCCUAAUGGACACAGUCAAGAAGGUUUUAGACAACAGAAGGAACCAAGUAGAGCAGGGAGAAGAGCAGUUUCUCUAUACUCUGACAGACUUGGAACGCCAGUUGGAAGAGCAGAAGAAGCAAGCUCAGGAUCACAGGCUGAAAUCCCAGACGGUUCAAAAUGUGGUAUUGAUGCCUGUGAGCACUCCUAAGCCUCCCAAAAGGCCCCGGCUCCAGCGGCCAGCCUCUACCACCGUCCUGAGCCCUUCUCCUCCUGUCCAGCAGCCUCAGUUCACAGUCAUCUCACCCAUCACCAUCACCCCCGUGGGUCAGUCAUUUUCCAUGGGCAAUAUUCCAGUGGCCACCCUCAGCCAGGGCUCCAGUCCUGUGACUGUCCACGCACUUCCUUCUGGCCCUCAGCUCUUCCGUUAUGCCACAGUGGUCUCAUCUGCUAAGAGCAGCUCACCAGACACAGUGACCAUCCACCCUUCAUCUAGCCUGGCGCUGCUAAGCUCCACCGCCAUGCAGGAUGGGAGUACCCUGGGCAACAUGACCACCAUGGUGAGCCCUGUGGAGUUGGUGGCCAUGGAGUCUGGCCUGACCUCAGCCAUCCAGGCUGUUGAAAGCACCUCAGAGGAUGGGCAGACCAUCAUUGAGAUUGACCCAGCCCCAGACCCAGAGGCUGAGGAUACUGAGGGCAAAGCAGUCAUUUUGGAGACAGAACUGAGGACUGAGGAGAAAGUCGUGGCUGAGAUGGAAGAACACCAGCAUCAAGUUCACAAUGUGGAGAUUGUGGUCUUAGAGGAUUAACUGGGGGUCUCGGGGCCAGGAGAUAUGUUUUGGUUUGGAAUUUUAAUUAUUUGUUUAUUUUUAUCAUUGUCCCACUCAUUUCCACAUAGGAUCCUUUUUUUUAAAAAACAAAACCUUGUUGUUGUAACUGAACAGGUUGGGUCCCUUCCACCCCCUCAUUGAAAAAUGGACAAAACAAGCUGCCCUUCCGAAAGUUGAGAGUAGGUCACUCAAUGUCCUAAUCCUCUUACACCAAGAAAGUGAUUUCUUUUGGGGGAGGCAUCAAGAUAACCAGAAACCCUAUCCAGAAAGCCCUUUCCAGGCUAGUCUGUCUGUGUAUGCAUGUGGUUUUAUUCUCAUAAAGGUGCAUUGACCAAACCAGGGAACACAAAUCUGGCCCUGGAAGGCAAUCCACUCACACGUGGAUGCAGAAGGAUACUUUACUCUGUAUCCUGGAAGGGGCCCUCAGAGGCCAAUGCAAAAGUCUGAAACAAAAGUAAGUUGCACUCUGCUUGGAGGGGAAGGUGGCAUACCAGCAGCGGCUUAAAAAGGGAAGUGCUUUGGCCAGGAUGGGGCAAGGAAAUUAUCUUACUUCCAGAAGUGCAACUGAUGCCUCUUAAUAUCUCUGAGGGUUACUACCAUGGCUGCCAUUUUGAGGCAAGGCCAGUGUUAAGAAGAAGGGUACAUUUCCACCGAGCAAGUGGCGUCAGAGGCCUGUGGCUUGGCAGAAAUAGAAAUCCAGAGACGUCACAGCUGUGCUUUGGGGUUCAGGUUCACCUUGCCCCCCACUUUGUCAAAACACUUACCCUCCUAGUCCAUUCAUUUGCAAACUGUGUGAUGUGGUGUAAAUUGCUCUGGUUCUUGGACUGUGGCUGUUCUCGGGGUGGGGCUCCAAGGCCAUCAUUUUUAUUGCAUGACUCCAGGAGCAGGAGAGUUUCUCUUCCAGACCAGCUGCCCUUUUUUUGUGGGGUCCUUUUUUGGCUUUGGAACCAAAAGCAGCCAUUCAUUUGGUGCUUCCUCUGUUCUACCCUCUGUUCCUCAGUGGUUAAUGGCAUCUCUCCUGGAUCCCACGCUCUUCAGAUUUUUGGCUGAUUCAGAGAACAGUGACAGGUGCCUGCCUGCCUUCAUCCCCUUUUAGAUUCAUAUAUACCAUUUAUACCACAGAUGUUUCUGUGAGAUAUUGAGCUCAUAAAAAAACCUUAGGUUUGGCAACACCCCACCCUAUCCCGAGGCACCGACUAGAUGUCUCCUCCUGAGCGAGCUGGACUCCCUGGGAAAGAAGCAUUGUCUGCAACAUUAUAUUAUAGGAAAUGUACCAGGAAUGUAAUAAUAAUAUCUUUUGGGGGGCUAUUUUGUUUUCUUCUUUUUUUUUUAAUGUUUUUGUAUAUUUAGAGAUGGGCCCGUUUUCCAUGCUGUGAUUCCUUCUCUUUGACCAUCUUCAGUGUCUGGGGCAAGAGUGGAGUCUGUUUUUUGUUUCUUUGAUUGCGUUGUUUACUGCACUAGGAAAAAUAUAGGGAAACUGCAGACAAUUUAAAAGAAAAAUAGGUCAAAAAAGAAAGCAUACACUUUAGGAGUGGGAGAGUUUUUUUUUUUUAAUUAAAUACAAAACUUUAACCUGUAGUUUCCUUUUUUUUUUUGAAGGCACCCACCUGAAGCUAUGUUUCUUCCAACACAUGUUGGAAACCCUGUUGUUAAGCAAGUGAAAACUGCAUCCUGCCAUCCCUCAGAUAGCUGUGUAUAGCUGGAGAAGCCCUCUAACUUGAAAGGGUCAAUCUUAAAAGCCUUAUGGGUGAGAUUUCUGAACCCCAUACUGUUGUGGUUUUCAGCUUUAAAAUUGGGGUUUUAUUUUUCUUUUCAAAAUAUCUAAUAGACAUAGCAAUCAGUUUAGAACAAACCUUUGGCCCUUUAUAUAUCUUUAGUGAAGGAAGUGGCUUUUAUUUCUUGCUUCUUUAGGUUGUCUGUUGGUACAUAAACAAAAACAAAAUUUCUGCCUAAGCCUAAAACUACUACUUGAACCUAGAAAGGCACAAGUCAUCUCUAUUGCGGUUUUUAGGGACACUUUUAUCUUUCCCAGAGACAAGAGGCUCAAAUCAGGACAGAGGAGGAGCCCUGGAGAACACCUACCCACUAGCUCAGGUUCCUUUCUUUCCUCCAUCAGAGCUGUUGGUAGUUUUAAAGUAGUGUGAGCGUCAUGCCCCCAAAGUCAAGAGAUCACCUCCUAAAGACAGAGCCUGUUUACUUUCACUACCUGGAUAUUCCAGCUGGUGGAAAUCCAUGAGCUUUGUUGUUUUCCUGGUCUUCCAGUAGCCUGUCAUUAUUGCUAGAUGCUAUGCACCCAUUCUUGAGUGUGGGUUUCCUCACAACCCUGGUCUACAUCUCAGACAGGGUGAGGCACAUGCAAGACACUGGUAUAUACACAAGCAGUUACAAUGAAUCAUUCCUCAGGCUGAGUUGGCAGUAGCCAUCUAAUCUUUCUGUUCAUUCAUUAAAUAAACAUUUGUAAGUACCAUCUAUGUGCCAGGCUUUGUGCUAGGCACUGGCAGUACAGAGAUGAAGGCUCAGUCCAUGCACUCAAGGGAUUCAUUCUCCAGAGGUUGUCUGGAGUUAAGAACUACAUUUCAAUAUAAUAAUUGGUUUCCUUUGUAAUGCUAUGUAUUUUAUUUCAUGCGUUGAUGAACAUUGUUCCGAGAGUUGGUCCGUAGGUUUCAGAAGGCUACCAAAGUUACAAAAUGGUUAAGCCUUUCUCUAGUGAGAUACUGAAAUCAUCAUAUUGGGGUAAGUGCAGUGGUAGAGCUAUUGGCUGGGAGAAGAGAGAACAAGGGGUCAAGCAUCUAACCCAGCUUGGAGGCAGGGGUCAGCAAAUAUUGGAGUACUUCCUGGAGAAGAUGUAUACCUAACCUGAUUUAGGAGAGACCAUUUUUGGCUACUUGUUUUGCAUUCCAUUUUCAAGUAGUUGCACUUAUUUAUACAAGAGGGGAAAAAAAUCCUAAGUCUCUUGUUGCUUCUGUCUCCAGAGCUAGGCAGAGUCAGCAGCUCAGGCAGUCUCUUCUGAGAGCAACGCACUGGUGAAAGCCCAGUCAUGUGUCAGUUUCUCUGAGCUUCCAUCAGAUGAAUCCAGGGCAGGUAAAUGCCCCAAACCUUCCUGUCAUCUGGUUUCCACAAAGGCCUCAGAGUCAACUCUUGCCUUGGCCAUGUCCCUGUCUGACCCCCGCUUUCCUGUUCUCUUCCCCUUUUCAAUUUCCAGGUUCCAUCCCUGCCCCCCUCCCCAAAUUAAAACAAAACAAAAACUCCCUGGCGUUCUGAAGUAAAAAAGGGACAAUAGAUUUGAAUAUUUAAGAUUUAAAGCUACUUCAUAUGAAGUUUCUUUCAUGCUUCUGUCCAUAUUUGGGAAGGAGGACCGGAGUUAAUCCAAAUACCUUGGAAAUUAAUAUUCAGUUUAGGUGGUCUGAGACACCCUUUAGUGGUGGCAUUUUAAUCCAUUUCAUGAAAGCAUUAAAGGUAAGUCUGUAUGGUGGGAAGUACUGGUAACACUUGAUGAUAAAGAUAGUAAAAUCAAGCAUGAAAUAUGGAACUACUAGUUCAUUGAGUUAUAAUUGGUCCACCACUAUCAAGGCGGUAACAAGGACAAAGAAAAGGUUGAAUUCUCAAAAUACGCACGAGUUUGUGAUUCACUUUGGGUAAUACUCCUGAGGAAAUAGUCCUCUCUGAGACAAAAAUUCAGAUUCUAGGCUAGCCCCUGCAUUUUCAGUCAACUUAACCUAGUACAAUUGAUCACAGAUCCCUCACACCUUGGAUGCCUCCUCCCUGGGAUAUUCUUGUGUAGUUUGUAAUGUACUACAAUGACAACCAAGGUGGUUGCCCUAAACAAGGGAUCAGUUCUGCUAGAUUGGAACUCUCUGCCCCUGGAAUUUCUCUUCUUAGCCUUUAUUCAGUCAUUUCUAGGUUUCCUUCCCAAUCCUGGAACACCUUUCUUAGUCCUGAGCUAUGCAAUUUCACUUCCCCUAGAAGGUUCUACUUUCCUUGAACAUCCUUAUCGUACUCCUGCCUCUCUAGCCCUUGCUUUGGGGAACCAAAUGUGACUUAGUUCCCAAAUUCUGCCAUGUUAGUAACUGCCUUUCUGCUAUGUCAGUAACUCAACUCUUGAGACAAUCACUUCUUCCCAAGAAACCCCCAAGACCCAAACCUCAGCAUACAUCCAUAGACUGCAGUCUUCACUGCCUAGAACAGCCUUCUUCAUCCAUCACCUGAAUUGAAGCACCUUUGAGAUGUGCUUGUAAGUUCCCCAGAACACACAGAUUGUAAAACCUAUCUUUUACACCUGAUUGAUUCUCUACCUAUGGUCCAUGGCCCAGGCUAAGACAUGCCUGUUUCCUGGAUAAAUUAUUUCAGCCCAGUAUGAUUCCUACUACCUCUUCUGUUAUGUCUUAUGAGCCUCCCAACCUGAAGACUCCUGGUGCUCUCUCAACCUAAAGUAGGCCACAUCCUACUUUGAAAUUGCCUCUGGGUUCUCCUCCUGUAUCUAUAGUUUCCAAUUCUGUACCUUUACUAGUAUUGGGCUUAUAAUAUGGUAUAUAUGGGUUGAUUUCUCUAGUUUGAGAACAAGAGCGGACAUUAGUAUUGGAUCACAUAUAAAGGAAAAUGUGAGGCUGGGUAAUGACCCAGAAGGAAAGAUGGGUUCCUCAUUGGGCUUUGUAGGAGCUUCUGUAAGAGGGGGUGUGGGGGAUGUUACCUGCAUUUCAAAGUAUAAGUUUUUUUUAAAUUAAUUAAUUAAUUUAGGCUGUGCUGGGUCUUUGAUGCGGCACAUGGGCUUCUCUAGUUGUGGUACGUGGGAUCUUAGUUCCCCGACCAGGGGUCGAACCCGGGCCCCCUGCAUUGGGAGCACGUAGUCUUAACCACUGGACCACCAGGGAAGUCCCCUCAAAGUAUAAGUUUUAAAAAAAAAAAAACUUCUCUGCUGUUUUCUCUAAAGAAAUCUACGUAUUGUAGAGCAAAUUGGAAGCCCACAGCUCUGAUUCAGCCUUAAGAUUUACUUUGGCCCACAUUUUAGUUUUAUUUUAACUUUUUAUUGAAGUAUAAAUGCAUACAGGAAAGUGCACAAAUCACUGUACAAUUUGAUAAACUGAACAUACCCAUGAAAUCAGCUUUCAGAUCAAGGGGAAAAAAAAAAAGUCACCAGCACCUCACCCAGACAGGGUAACCUCUAUCUAGCUCUCUAACAUCAUAUCUUAGUUUUACCUAUUUUGAACUCUUUAGGGACUGGCUUUUUUCCUCUCAACAUUAUGUUGUAAGAUUCACCCAUAAUGUUGUGUGAAGUGUAGUUGAUUGCGUCCCAUUGCUGUGUAGAGACUGUUAUUAUUUAC